Molecule: messenger RNA, 752 nt
Organism: Psylliodes chrysocephalus
Lineage: Eukaryota; Metazoa; Arthropoda; Insecta; Coleoptera; Chrysomelidae
Source: the annotation of a GenBank genome assembly
AGUUGACAGUUUGACAUCUUCGAUUCUUCCAUUUAUUUUUUUACAGCCAGCAGUAUUUAUAGUUUUUGCUAACGUGGUAUGAAUAAAACGAUUUUUAUGCAGUAAUUUUGAUUUAGUAUAACUGUAACCAAAGAUUCUUAUUAUAAUGGAAAUUCAAGCAAUAUUAUUAGUUUUUAUAGCUUCUAUUCUGGCUGUAAAUAGUUUAAAACCAGGAGAAUGUGAAGUCUGUAUUAAAACUUUGGAGAAAUUUUCUGCCACACUUACAGAUGAUAUCAGGAAAGACCAUAAGAAAAUUGAGAGCAAAUUUAAAGCAUUCUGUAAGGGUGCGAAAAAUAAAGAAAAUAGAUUUUGUUACUACCUGGGAGGCUUAGAAGAAAGCGCAACUGGAAUUCUCGGUGAAAUGUCAAAACCGAUGUCGUGGUCGAUGCCACCGGAUAAAAUUUGCGAGAAACUAAAGAAAAAAGAUCAACAAAUUUGCGAACUCCGAUACGAUGUAGAAAUUGAUUUAAAAACAGUCGAUUUGAAGAAACUUAAAGUGAGAGAUCUCAAAAAAAUCCUUAACGACUGGGGCGAAGAAUGCGAAGGGUGUAUAGAAAAAAGCGAAUAUCUGAAAAGGAUAGAAGAAUUAAAACCUAAACAUACUGAAUUGUGAAUUAAGUGAUACGUUAGGGUAUUAUAAAUGACUAGCUCAAUGGACUUUUAAAAUAGCACUGGAUUGUGUGUCUAAUUUAAUGUCAAUACCAACUAUGCAG